UGAUUGUGAUCGGAUCGGAAAAGUUUCUGUACCCGUUUAAGAGACUGUUGCGUCCCUACUCGAGCUGGAAUUGCGUGGAAAUUUCGGUUGUCUGUGAUUUCGUGGCUAAUUUCGAAUAAGACGUGUUUCAGUAUUAGUUUAUUGCUGAUUGUUGAAUAGCGAGGAAUUUUUAAGUGUUAUAAAUUGUGAAUAUUGAUAGUAGUGAUACAAACAUAAACUUGUGGGGUGUUGGAUGUUCUCAGUGGGAGUAUUCGUGAAUUGGAAAACUGUUUGAAGGCGGGUAGGAUAACGUGAUUCGAUACUGCUUAGCUGGUAUGUUUUGAUUGUCCAAUUAUGCCGGGAUCAGUGACUUGAUUCACCUAUAGUAGAUUAACUACGAUGAGCCAUUAUUUACUGUUAUUUACGCUAAGUUGUUCGAGUUGCAAAGCUGUUCACAAUUCACAACUAACUGGACUACCGGGCAAAAUCUUGAAGACAAACUAUGGAAACCGGCAUCUUGAAUUGAUCCCUGACAGUGUAGCGAAGCCCGAGCUUACACACAAUCUGAUCUAUCCUGUGCGGGCUGUCCGGCGUCGGACAAACUACGUACGGGCACACAUACACACAGCCACACAUGUACCCGGAGGAAUGGACACAAAUUUAAUCCUGACGAAUGAGUAACAAAAGCUCCCGUCUCUGGUUGCCUCGUCGUCGUUGACCACCCCGAGCCGCUUAUUUGUUCGGUCCCGAACCUACGGAAUCCUACGGAUCAGCAGGUUGCUGGCAAAAACGAAUAAAUUUUAAACAAAAGACUGGACCUGCUCUGGACCGUUCCCAGACCGUUGCUAGCAUGAUAGUGAGUAAUAAAUUAAUGAAGAUAAAAGAGACCAGGUUUGUGAGGUAGUGAUGAGAAGGGAUCGGAGGUGAAACUCGGAUGCAAAGAAGGAUUUUAUUACACCGACCAAGCGGACAGUCCUAGUGAGUUACACUAAUAGAAAACCAAAGUGGUUGGGAAAAUCGAAGUGACCAACCCUCGAGAGUAACGAAAAAAAAAAUUCAGUAAGUCGAGAAGAGAAAUAUUCAUUUGAAACACGAAGCAGGGAAAGUGAAAACCAAAUCCAAAAUAAACUACAUUGAGCAAAGCAGCAGUAACAAAAAAAAAUAAAGCAGUGAGAUGCAGGAAGUUGAGUAUUUUAACGAUACCUUGAACGGAAGUGACGGUGUUGGUAAUAACGCUAGCGAUGAGCACGGAGGGCAGCCGGAGAAGAAGCACCAUUCACGGAAAUGUAGCUACGAUUUACUGGACCACCGCGAGUAUAACAAAUGCGAUGAAAAUGUAAAUUACACCGCUGAUCCUCUGCUGGCGUUCACUUCGCCGUCGUCCUCGGAAGACGAUAACUCACCCACGGAAAUGAACAACUGUAUCAAGUUCGGGGAGAAGCCGACACUGAUUAAACGCUUCGCCAUGGGUUUCCUGCGUUCGACGGAAGACAGUCUCCCGCUGGUGUACCAUAAAUCGUCACCGACGUCACCGCAGAAGCAGCUGAACAACAUCCUGGCGGAAGAUAUUUACAGUCUGGAUCAAAUCGUGUCGAGUAAAUUCGGCGAUUCGUGCAAACAGUCCUUCAUCGCCCAUCAUCACCACCACCACCAUCAUCAUCAUCAUCAUCUUCACCAGCAGCAACACCCGGUGGCACCGCCAUCACCGCUGAUGCUGCGACACGGUAAUGACGUGGAGUACGAGUUCCGGCGCAAUCUGCUGAUCCGAAAGACUAACAGUGCCAACUCGAGCCCGAAGCGAUUCGUACCGAACAUCAAGCGAACGGAUAGUUUGAACAGCAUCGAGGAUAAUGAUCUGGACAGUGCGUCCUGGUUCCAAGCCGGGUUGCCUCGGGAAAUCUCACUCGAGGUGCUCACUCAGCAAGCUCCCGGUGCUUUUCUGGUCCGGAGGAGCACCACGAAGCAGGGCUGUUUCGCACUGUCGCUCCGCGUUCCGCCACCAGGCCCGAAAGUGGUGCACUAUCUGAUACUGAAAACCGAACGGGGGUACAAAAUUAAGGGCUUUACGAAGGAGUUUUCCUCGCUGAGAGCACUGAUAACGCACCAUUCGGUGAUGCCGGAAAUGCUUCCGGUUCCGCUGUCGCUUCCCCGGCCCCAGAACAUUCCCAUCAAAUGUAAGCGCGUUGACGAUUAUGACAGCUACAGCAAACUGCACGAGUUCUCCAAACUGUUCUCCGAUUUGGAUCUAUGAUGGUAAACCAUUUUAUUUUACUGUGGCUUUGGAAAAAAAGAAAAAGAAAAUAACCUGAAAAAGCACUCCGCCCGAGUGGAAAUGGAUCCCCUGUUGGCGGGUACUUUUGAUACUUUUUGACGAGAUUGUAAAUAUCCCAUUCGAUCGUUACUUACCUGGGCGUAACUGUGGAGGUGACAGGGUGUCAGGAAGUGCCCUAAAUAUUAUCAAGUCCUAUUCUCGAAGUCGAUGGAAACCCGAAAAAAAAUAAAAUUGAAAAUCCGACAACCAUGGAUGCGCAGCGUUGCCUAAGUUUACAAUCGAAACCCCUUUACCUAAUUGAAAAUACAACUGUAAUCAUUUGAUAUUGUGAUAUAGAAUUAAAUGUAAAUGUGAAAAGCUCUGUUCGUUCUCUGCGGAUUGCGAUAGAUUGGUUAGAAUAAAGCACUAUAGCUGACACGUAAUGAAAAAGGUGAAUGGUCCUAUUGGAAAAACGAAAUUGAAAAUAAAUUACCUUAACAGUUAUGUCGAAUUGAAAACGUA
This is a messenger RNA of Malaya genurostris, 2752 nucleotides long. Its product is annotated as EGFR adapter protein-like. The record is from RefSeq and is a predicted model, not a curated record. Lineage: Eukaryota; Metazoa; Arthropoda; Insecta; Diptera; Culicidae. The transcript is spliced from 6 exons. Bases 1154 to 2230 code for a protein of 358 amino acids.